Molecule: messenger RNA, 1736 nt
Organism: Hevea brasiliensis (rubber tree)
Lineage: Eukaryota; Viridiplantae; Streptophyta; Magnoliopsida; Malpighiales; Euphorbiaceae
Product: protein ASPARTIC PROTEASE IN GUARD CELL 2
Exons: 1
Coding region: 219-1640 (473 amino acids)
Biological process (GO): proteolysis
Molecular function (GO): aspartic-type endopeptidase activity
Source: RefSeq, a predicted model, not a curated record
AGAGAAAGCCAAAGUUAAGCAAGCACCAGCCAGACACACUAGCAAAAAAGAACCUCUAUCAGUCAGUCCAAACCAAAAACUACAAAGAAAAAUAUCUCUCCAAUUAUUUCAAGCCCCACAAACACUCCUUUUUUCCUCUUCGCAUCUCAAAACCCAACGCAAAUAAAUCCCUCUCCACCCUCACCCUUUCCGCCCAAAAACCACCAAGAACAAAAAUCAUGCUAUUGCUACCCCCUCACCCACUUGUUUCCCUGCCGCUGCUGCUGCUACUACUACUUGUGACAAGCAUCACAACGAAUACCAUCUCCUACCCUGAUUUCCAAUUCUUGAACGUCAAAGAAGCUAUCACGGAAACAAAAACUAAGUCUUUCAAAACAUCCCAAUAUCAAGAACCCUUCAAGAAUCAGAAUGACACUCAAACUAACGGACAAUGGAAGCUAAAACUAGUCCAUAGAGACAAGAUAAGUUUCAACAACUCCAACCUUCUCCAUGCACGCAUACACAGAGACAUGAAGAGGGUGGCUAGCCUCAUCCGUCGCCUUUCAGGCACCGCCAGUUAUACGGUGGAGGACUUUGGAGCGGAGGUGGUGUCCGGCAUGGAUCAAGGUAGCGGAGAAUAUUUUGUUAGAAUAGGCGUUGGCAGCCCGCCAAGAGAUCAAUACGUUGUUAUUGAUUCGGGCAGUGAUAUAGUUUGGGUCCAAUGCCAACCUUGCACCCAAUGUUACAAUCAAACCGACCCAGUGUUCGACCCGUCCAACUCUGCAUCGUUUAUAGGGGUGUCUUGUAGCUCGGCGGUUUGUGACAGAGUUGAUAACUCGGGUUGCCAUGCGGGUCGGUGUCGGUAUGAGGUAAUGUAUGGUGAUGGGUCAUACACCAAGGGGACCCUUGCCCUCGAAACGCUUACAUUCGGGCGGACAGUGGUCCGCAAUGUGGCCAUCGGGUGCGGGCACAGGAACCGAGGCAUGUUUGUUGGAGCAGCCGGACUACUAGGCCUCGGAGGUGGAUCCAUGUCUCUGGUGGGACAAUUGGGAGGUCAAACUGGCGGUGCAUUUAGUUACUGUUUAGUGAGUCGAGGAAGCGAAGUUUCUGGAUCAUUGGAAUUUGGGCGUGGAGCAAUGCCCGUGGGUGCUGCUUGGAUUCCUCUGAUCCGUAACCCACGGGCCCCAAGCUUCUAUUAUAUCGGGCUUUCGGGUCUAGGAGUCGGAGGCAUGAAGGUGCCCAUAUCAGAAGAAGUUUUUCAGUUGAAUGAAGUGGGCAAUGGGGGAGUUGUUAUGGACACUGGGACUGCUGUCACUAGACUUCCUACGGUGGCUUACGUGGCAUUCCGUAAUGCUUUUAUCGCACAAACUGGAAACCUCCCUCGGGCUUCCGGCAUAUCCAUAUUCGAUACUUGUUAUAACCUAUUUGGGUUUGUGUCGGUUCGGGUACCAACCGUCUCAUUCUAUUUCUCGGGCGGGCCAAUCCUGACCCUUCCAGCAAACAACUUUCUGAUUCCAGUGGAUGAUGUGGGGACAUAUUGUUUUGCGUUUGCAGCAUCCCCUUCAGGACUAUCCAUCAUAGGGAACAUUCAGCAAGAGGGGAUUCAAAUUUCUUUUGAUGGGGCAAAUGGGUUUGUGGGGUUUGGCCCUAAUGUUUGCUAAGUAGAUGUAACUAUGGAAUUUUGCUAGUGUCUUUAGGCUCCAAACACAAUAUUAAUUGCACUACAUUAAUGAAUGAAUGAAUGUAUUUGUGAUUUA